This is a messenger RNA of Cornus florida, 1920 nucleotides long. RefSeq names its product cytochrome P450 CYP736A12-like. Gene Ontology annotation, molecular function: monooxygenase activity; oxidoreductase activity, acting on paired donors, with incorporation or reduction of molecular oxygen; heme binding. The coding region runs from base 219 to 1757 and encodes 512 amino acids. The transcript is spliced from 5 exons. NCBI's taxonomy places the organism in Eukaryota, Viridiplantae, Streptophyta, Magnoliopsida, Cornales, Cornaceae. The record is from RefSeq and is a predicted model, not a curated record.
UAUUAUAGGAGGGAGGUUCUCGAAUGAAGUUCCAUAAGUAGGGUUCUGGGUCUGAACAGAACCUAACCAAUCUUUUACGGUUCAGUUGCGUGUGCACCCUAGUUUCUCAGCUUAUAACUUUAGUGCCAUUAAACUUCUAUUUAAGGCCAGCCGGCCAGAAGAAUAUACAAGUACUCCAGUUGUUUUAGUUACUUCAGUGCCACACCCAACAACCAAAUAUGUCUCCCUUCACAUUUUCUGUUCUCUUGGUGCUCAUCGGAGCUCUAUGGUCAUUCAUCCAUCUCCGCCUGGCCGCCUCAUCACCACGGAACCACCAGAAACUACCACCAGGUCCCCGAGGCCUACCGGUCAUCGGUAACCUCCAUAUGGUGACAAAGUUGCCUCAUCUUCUGGCUCAUCAUUUAGCCAAAAAAUAUGGUCCCAUCAUGUCCAUGCGGCUAGGCUCUGUGCUAACCAUUGUAAUCUCAUCGCCCCAAGCUGCCGAGCUUAUCCUCAAGACCCAUGACACAGUGUUUGCUAGCCGGCCAAAAGUCCAAGUACCUAACCACUUUUCCUAUGGUGGAAAGGGUGUGGUUUUCACCGAGCAUGGUUCAUAUUGGCGCAACGUUAGGAAAUUCUGUACACUGGAGCUUCUAAGUGUGACGAAGGUCGAUUCGUUCGCGGGUGUCCGAAGGGAGAAGAUAGAGUCAAUGGUGCAAUUAGUAAUGGAUGCAGCGAAAGCGAGUGAGGUUGUGGAUUUGAGCAAUAAGGUGGGCGAAGUGAUUGAGGACAUGACGUAUAAGAUGGUCGUUGGGUGCAGUAGAGAUGAUAGGUUUGAUCUCAAGGGUAUUGUUCACGAGGCCCUACACUUGGCAGGAGCUUUCAACCUGGCUGACUAUAUCCCUUUCCUUGGGGUACUUGACCUUCAGGGGUUGACUCGACGCCUAAAGGCAACCAGCAGUGCCAUUGACAAAUUCUUGGAGGUCAUUAUUAAUGACCAUGUUGAAGAAGCGGCUAGAAAUGGGCAACAAAGGCAUGACAAAAACUUCAUCCAUAUAAUGCUAUCAUUAAUGAUGAACCAGUCUGCAUCAACUACCCACGACAAGCUAUCGUUCAUGAUUAAUCGGACGAAUAUAAAAGCAAUCGUAUUGGACGUGAUCGCAGCAGCUAUUGACACGUCAACUAUAGCCAUAGAGUGGGCCCUCUCCGAGCUCAUUAAGCAUCCGAGGGUGAUGAGCCGGCUCCAAGAAGAGCUCAAGAGUGUUGUUGGAAUGCGUCAAAUGGUGGAAGAGACAGAUUUGGCCAAGUUUAAUUACCUAGACAUGGUAAUUAAAGAGACUUUGAGACUACAUCCAGUUGGGCCAUUACUGAUUCCUCGUGAGUCCAUAGAGGACAUUGUGAUAGAUGGAUAUUACAUUCCUAAGAAAUCACAAAUUAUAGUGAAUGCUUGGGCGUUGGGACAUGAUCCUAAUGUGUGGUCCGAUAAUGUAGAUGAUUUCUUUCCUGAGAGGUUUAUUGGAAGCAACAUAGACCUCCGAGGACGUAAUUUUCAACUUUUACCAUUUGGGUCAGGUCGGAGAGGAUGUCCAGGAAUGCAUUUAGGAUUAACGACCAUUCGAUUAAUGGUGGCUCAAUUAGUGCAUUGCUUCGACUGGAAGUUGCCUGAUGGCAUGUCAUGCAGUGAGUUGGACAUGAAUGAAAAGUUUGAUCUCGCAAUGCCAAAAGCCAAACACUUGCUCGCCGUGCCAACGUAUCGCCUCGGUGACAAAAGCUUAUGAAUAAGUACACCUUAUGUGAAGUGAAUUAUCCUUAUUUCAGGCUAUUGCUACUAUGCAUCUAGAUUGGCUUGGUUACAAGUUGCAAUCAUAAUUAAAUAAAGUCACCAUAUGUGUUUGUUUAUACGUGUGUAUACUAUAUACAAUGUUGUUUGUUUAUAUAUUA